Molecule: messenger RNA, 4594 nt
Organism: Mugil cephalus (flathead mullet)
Lineage: Eukaryota; Metazoa; Chordata; Actinopteri; Mugiliformes; Mugilidae
Product: CD109 antigen-like
Exons: 32
Coding region: 41-4219 (1392 amino acids)
Cellular component (GO): extracellular region
Molecular function (GO): endopeptidase inhibitor activity
Source: RefSeq, a predicted model, not a curated record
UUCAAAAAAGACAGCUGGACCGAGAAGACAGUCGGAAGCCAUGAACAGGAUCUGGAGCUUAGUUGUGUGUUUGGAAGUCGUGUGUUUUGCAGCUUCUGGAUCGACUCAAAACUCAUCCGGCAUGACACUUUUUCUGGUUUCGGGUCCAGAGGUGGUGCGAGCCGGCACCCCCACUCCGCUGGCUGUCACUGUUUUUGCUGACUUCCCCAGCAGGGUGACAGCUGAGGUGACUCACGCCGACACCAAAGUCACCCUUACUGAGGAGCUCCAAGGAGGUUUGACCAGUGUCCUUACACUUCCACCCAUUCCUGACUCCAUAACCCACAAUUCCCUCUUAAACCUGACGGUGCGGGGCUACAAAGGAGAUGGCCUCAUUUUCACCAACACCACCACCCUCAGCUACAGCCUCAGGAAUGUCUCCUCCUUCAUCCAGACCAACAGAUCGCGAUACCGACCCGGCGACACCGUCAGAGUCAGGGUAGUCUCUGUUAAGAUGGAUAACCGGCCAUACAAAGGCAGAGUGGAUAUCGCUGUACUGGAUCCCAGUGGGAACGUGGCUGACAGGUGGGAGUCCACGGGGACUCUGGGGAUUGUGUUGCAGGAAUUCAGCUUGCCCCAGACAUCUCCUCUUGGAGAGUGGACGAUCACGAGCACAGUGAAUGGCAUGACUGAUGAGAAAACAUUCAUCGUGGAUGAUCACGAACGCUUUGAAGUGCUGGUCAAGACACCUUCACAGGUUCUUGUCGGAGACCACCUGUCAGGAUUAGUGAGAGCUGUUUACUCCAGCGGACAACCCGUACAUGGAACAUUAUCUGUUUCAGUCACUGUGGGUCAAACAGGCUACACACAAACUAAAGAGAUCUACGGCUCAGCGCAGUUCUUCUUCAGUGAAGAUCAGCUCCAGGCCCUACACUCUUCAUCAGGGACCAGCCACGUAAUCGUCCAUGUUUCUGCCAGGGUUAAUGACAGCUCCACAGGGUUUGAAGUGAACGGAACAACUGAAGUCCACCUCAUGCAGAACGCAUUCCAGCUUACGUUCCUGGAUUUUCCACAAACACUGAAGCCGUCUUUACACUUCUCUGCAACUCUUAGGAUCUCUACACCUGACAGAAAGCCCCUCAGCACUUCGGAUCUGAUGCACUCUGCUGUGGUCGAAGUCACUCAGACAUUCAGCAACCAAACAGCUGUGACCACAGAAGCUACAACUCUGACGCCUCCUGUCCCCGAGGACGGCAAUGUUCACAUUAAGUUUCAAUUACGGGAUCAUGUAGUGAUGCUUUUCAUUCGAGCCAGAUUCCAGUCCAGUGAGGAGACUCUGAAGGUCUACACCAACUACUCCUCAUCCACUGGCUCAUACAUCCAGAUCUCUCAUGUUGAGCCUUUACCUGCACAGAUCGGAUUGCCUCUUCAGUUAAAUGUGGAAAGCACCUUUCAACCAACAAACAUUCACUUUGUGGUGAGCUCUAAAGGUCAGGUGGUGGCUGCUGGCACAAAAAACUCUUCAUCUUUCUCUCUGACCCCGACUUCGUCCUGGUAUCCCGAGGCCUGCGUCACGGUCUACUGCCUCUUUUCUCAAGGAGAGGUUGACACUGACAUGGUGCACAUCCCCAUCAAUCAGCACAACAACGUACAGCUGAAGUGGAGCAGUGACAGGGCCCAGCCAGGGGCGCGGGUGUCGCUCACCGUGACUACCCUCGAAUCUAGGUCCCAGGUGGGAGUCGUGGUGAUGGGGAUGCACGGCGACGCUCCCCAGGCUGAUCUGGACCUUGAGGAGGAGCGGGAAUGUAAUCUUAUGAUGCUGACUAAUGCCAGAUUGUCUAACAAAAUGCAGCCUCAGAAACCUAAAAAAGGAGGGUUUUCAGGAGGUGAUGUGCUAAUGGUGCAGAAGUACUGGAAUCACUGGAUGGAUGCCACUGAAUCUCUACAGUGGUUCGAUGCUAGUGUUCGGGAUUUGGCGUGGACGAGUGGGAAAAUAACUGUUCCCGACGGAGUCACUUCUUUGAGCGCUUUGGCACUCGUCAUGUCAGAGAACCUAGGGUUGGGCUUCACCGAAGUUCCACAAAAGCUGAUCGUUACCAAAGAUUUCUCCUUGUCUCUGGCUGUCCCGUCGCACCUCAUCAGAGGAGAGGAGAUCGUGCUGGAAGUGAACACCACCAACCAUUUAGAGCAGGACAUAGACGUCAUCGUGCUGCUAGCACAGAGUGAGGCCUUCGAGUUUGUUUUGACACACCGGAGCGAUGUGUCCGUCAUAAAUGCCCAAAAGAUCAUCUUAGGGAGUCAUGCGUCUGCUUUAGCUCUAUUCCCUAUAAGGCCUCUAGCUCUGGGCGAAAUGGAAAUUUCUGUGGACGCCGUGUCUGCAGAGGCUUCGGAUGGCCUUGUUCAAAGAGUGAUGGUGAAGCCUGAAGGAGUUGAACAUUCCUCCUCAAAGACUGUGUUCCUGGAGCUGGAACCAGGGAAGCACAACAAUUCCGUAUCCGUCUCCUUUUCCUUCCCAGCAGAUGUGGUGCCAGGCAGCCAGAGGGCCCAUAUGGCUUUGGUUGGGGAUAUACUGGCUUUGUCCAUCAACACCUUGGAUUCACUGGUUCAGAUUCCCGUUGGAUGUGGGGAGCAGAACAUGAUUCACUUUGCACCAAGUGUUUAUGUUCUCCAGUAUCUUGAUGCUUUAAACCAGAAAGACGAAGAGCUCAGGACCAGAGCUAAGGCCUACAUGAUGGAAGGGUAUAAGAGACAACUGUCCUAUCAACGAGCUGAUGGUUCCUUCAGUGCUUUCGGAGCCAGCGACACCUCUGGUAGCACAUGGCUGACUGCCUUUGUCCUGCGGUGCUUCAUCCAGGCUCAGCGAUACAUGCACGUAGACCAGAGCGUCCUGACCAGGGCCAUGGAUUGGCUCUUGAGACACCAGGGGCCCCAGGGGGAGUUCAGUGAGGUGGGCAGGUUGAUCCACACAGAAAUGCAGGGAGGGCUGGAUAAUGGCCCAGUGGCACUCACUGCAUAUGUCUUGGUGGCUCUUUUGGAGGACGACACCUACAAAGAUAUGUACACAGGCAACGUGUCUUUGGCCCAGACGUACCUAGAGGACAAAGUGUCCAGUGGAGUUGUCAGUAACUACAGCCUAUGUUUGGUGGCUUAUGCUUUAUCUCUGGCCAACAGUCGUUUAGCCGACAGCGUCCUCACUGAUCUCACCAGGAGAGCUGACUACAGAGAUGGAGUCAUGAUGUGGACGUCCUCUGCUGGACCGCCACAGGACAAUGGGGUUCGCUCAGCGCAGAUUGAGAUGGCCUCUUAUGUGCUGCUGACUCUACUCAGGCGUGGCAGGUUUCUUGAGGGCUUUCCACUCUUGAAGUGGCUAGGCGUACAGAGAAACCAUCUCGGGGGCUACGGGACGACACAGGACACGGUAGUUGGCAUCGAGGCUCUCUCUUACUAUGCUGUGUUCAGUGGUGCCAGCGCCAUUGAGCUCAGGCUUAAUGUAUCAGCCCCAGCGUCUUUAUUUGUGUCGACGUUUCAGAUCAACUCUACCAACUAUAAAAACUAUCAAACUGCAGAGAUCACUGCUGAUAAGGAUUUACAUCUAAACAUUGACAUGGAAGGACGAGGAUUUGCCACAUUUCAGUUGAAUGUCUUUUACAACCUGCCGGGCCAAGGGUCUACUCAGAACCACCAGCACGCCACAGACAGUGAAGCGUUUUUAUUAAACGUCAGGGUUGCUGAAGACAGGGACCACAAUCACAUGACACUGUCACUGUGCACAAGAUUAAAGGACAGUCAGGUGAUACCUCAUACAGGUAUGGUCAUAUUAGAUGUGGGAAUGCUCAGUGGUUUCAUUCUCGCCCCUGGAGCUGCUGCUGCCCCGACAGAUCUGAUCAGGAAGGUGGAGAUAGUGCCUGAGAAAGUCAGCCUGUACCUGGAUUCAGUCAACAAGUCAGAGGUCUGCAUCCAGCUGCCCAUUGUCAGAAAUUUCAAAGUGGCCCAUGUGCAAGACGCUGUGGUGCAGGUUUACGACUACUACGAACCCACGAGGAAAGCAACGGCGACAUACAACUCAGACUUUCUUCACAGCAUGGACUCCUGCUUCUUCUGCGGCGUAAACUGCGAUCACUGCAGGCCAGGAAUCACCAUUACAGUGUCCUCACCGCUCUUGUCUCGCUCGAUCGCUAGCGCCGCCUACAGCUUGAGUUGCGUGCUUCUUGGAGUCAGUGCUUUUCUUGUACUAAUCUGAUUAGAUAGAGUUUAAAGGAGUGCACAUCGUGUACUGAGAGACAUAGUUUUAGAAAGUGCACGCUCUGAUAUGCACUGGAUGCAAGUUCUCCCUUCUUCUUGAUGAAUGAUUGUAAUAUUUAGAGGAGUAUUUGCAUGCUGUUCUCUUGCUUUGUGCAGGUGUGCCCUCUACUGUUUACAACAUGUUUUGUAUUGUUUUGUUUUUUUAAACUUGAAUUUUAUUCAAUAGUAGAUUUUUUUUUUCAUUAUGAUUAUGAUGAUGAACAAAUAAAUAUGUUUCCACUUACUUUUUUAGGGCUACUAUUCUCACCAUGAAUCAAUGUAUUGACAGCAGUAAAACAUUAAAUAAAGAACUCAUGUAGCGUUGGCAGCAGCA